Molecule: messenger RNA, 1734 nt
Organism: Kazachstania africana CBS 2517
Lineage: Eukaryota; Fungi; Ascomycota; Saccharomycetes; Saccharomycetales; Saccharomycetaceae
Gene: URA7
Product: CTP synthase URA7
Exons: 1
Coding region: 1-1734 (577 amino acids)
Biological process (GO): CTP biosynthetic process; pyrimidine nucleobase biosynthetic process
Cellular component (GO): cytoplasm; cytoophidium
Molecular function (GO): CTP synthase activity; identical protein binding
Source: RefSeq, a predicted model, not a curated record
AUGAAGUACGUUGUUGUUUCUGGUGGUGUUAUCUCCGGUAUUGGUAAGGGUGUGUUAGCAUCCUCCACAGGUAUGCUUUUGAAGACUUUAGGUUUAAAAGUCACUUCCAUCAAAAUUGAUCCAUACAUGAACAUUGAUGCUGGUACCAUGUCUCCUUUGGAACACGGUGAAUGUUUUGUCUUAAACGACGGUGGUGAAACCGAUUUAGAUUUAGGUAAUUACGAACGUUACUUAGGUGUCACUUUAACUAAAGAUCAUAAUAUAACUACUGGUAAGAUUUAUUCUCACGUAAUUGCCAGGGAAAGAAAGGGUGACUACUUAGGUAAGACCGUCCAAAUCGUUCCUCAUUUGACCAAUGCCAUCCAAGACUGGAUUGAAAGAGUCUCUAGAAUCCCAGUAGAUGAUACCGGUCUAGAACCUGACGUCUGUAUCAUUGAAUUAGGUGGUACCGUCGGUGAUAUUGAAAGUGCUCCAUUCGUCGAAGCCUUAAGACAAUUCCAAUUCAGAGUCGGUAAGGAAAACUUCGCCUUAAUUCAUGUUUCUUUAGUCCCAGUCAUUCAUGGUGAACAAAAGACUAAGCCAACUCAAGCUGCCAUUAAGGAUUUGAGAUCAUUAGGUUUAAUUCCAGAUAUGAUUGCUUGUAGAUGUUCUGAAGAGUUAGAAAAAAGUACAAUUGAAAAAGUUGCCAUGUUUUGUCAUGUAGGUCCAGAACAAGUUGUCAAUGUCCAUGAUGUCAAUUCUACUUACCACGUUCCAUUAUUAUUAUUGAAACAAAAGAUGAUUGAUUACUUACAUGCUAGAUUACAAUUAGAAUCUAUUGCACUAACUACUGAGGAUAUACAAAGGGGUGCAGAAUUGUUAAAUAAAUGGAAGGCUAUGACCGGUAAUUUUGAUGCUUCUAUGGAAACUGUCAAAAUUGCAUUAGUCGGUAAGUACACUCAUUUGAAAGAUUCUUAUUUAUCUGUCAUUAAGGCCUUAGAACACAGUUCCAUGAAAGUUCGUCGUAAGUUAGAGAUUAUGUGGGUUGAAGCCACCGAUUUAGAACCGGAAGCUCAAGAAGCUGAAAAAUCCAAAUUCCAUGAAGCUUGGGAAAAAGUUAGCACAGCUGACGGUAUCUUAGUCCCAGGUGGUUUCGGUAUCAGAGGCACUGAAGGUAUGAUUCUUGCUGCCAGAUGGGCUCGUGAAAACAAGAUUCCAUUCUUAGGUAUUUGUCUUGGUUUACAAAUUGCUACCAUCGAAUUUUCUCGUGACAUUUUAGGUAUGAAGAAAGGUAACUCGACUGAAUUCGUAGAAAAUUUGGCCGAAGAAGACCAAGUCGUCGUGUAUAUGCCAGAAAUUGAUAAGGAAAAGAUGGGUGGUACAAUGAGAUUAGGUUUAAGACCAACUUACUUCCAAGAAGACAGUGAAUGGAGUAAAAUCAAGAAACUAUACGGAAAUGCAUCAUCUGUUGAGGAAAGACACAGACAUCGUUAUGAAAUCAAUCCAAAAUUAAUCAAGGAUCUUGAAGAAAACGGAUUAGUCUUUGUUGGUAAAGAUGAAACUAACAACCGUUGUGAAAUCUUUGAAUUAAAGAACCAUCCAUACUUUGUUGCUACACAAUACCAUCCAGAAUAUACUUCUAAGGUUUUGGACCCCUCUAAGCCAUUCUUAGGUUUAGUUGCCGCAUCUGCUAACAUCUUAGAUGAUGUUUUGGAAGGUCAAUUUGAAUUUGGCUCCCACGGUGCUGAAUUCUAA